UCAUCGUGAAGAGGCGUCUGGAGGGAAGGUCUUAUAAAUCAUGGCUGCAUAUCUGUAAGCUUCAUCUGCUCACCCUCUUGCUUCUGUUUUGGGACGUUGAAGCGAAGCUGCGAUGGGAAAGCAGAGGAGGCAACUGACAGCACAGCAAGAUGCCCUGAAGCACAUACUUGCUUGUAGAGACAAAAAAUCAUUGGAAGAAAGGUUUAUAGAUUCAUUUAAAGGAAGAGGAUUGUUUGCACGCAAGACCAUUGAACCAUCCACAUUUGUUGUUGAAUACCGAGGAAACAUCUCUCAUAACGCCACAACGACUACAGAUAAAUGUGGAUAUACCUUGAACAAGUAUUUAUUUGAGUUUUUAUGGGACGGAGUGCAGUGGUGCGUUGACGCCUCAAGAGAGGACGGGACCCUUGGACGACUCGUGAAUGAUGAUAACAUAAGUCCCAACUGUGAAAUGAAGACAAUCGUCUAUGAGGGUAAACCCCACUUGUGCUUGUUUGCAGCAACACAAAUAUCUCCAGGUGAGGAGAUCACCUUCAACUACGGAGACUCCUCUUACCCGUGGCGCUCAGGGGCGUCCUUGGAUGGAUCUAGUAGUUCAAACUCAGACGCUCAUGCUAAUUCAUCAGCACCAAGGACUUCUAAGCAUGCUGAUGAAGACCCAAUUACUGCUGAAGCCUUUUCACUACCCGAGACCACCGAGGAACAUAAAAGAAGAAGAGAAAUUACAAAUAUAAUCACCGGAGUUGAUAGCAGCGACGAGAAGGUACACAGUGAGGAACUGAAUGAAUCACAAGGAGAUCUAAAUGCUGCCGUGUCUUCCCCAGAGCAUGAAAGUGUUGAUGAUGAAGACUACGAACCUCCCUCGAGCGAGAGCAACAGGCCGAGCCUUGAGCCACAAUCCAUCGACGGCUCGUGCACCCGGCAGGAGGAGUCUGACCAAAGCUCUGAAGAAGAGGCCAAAGACGCCCCCCUCACCAACAAAAACUACUGUUACAUAUGCGGGGUGGCUCAGUCUAAGAUUUCCCGUCACCUUUUAACCCAUAAAAAGGAAGAGCCUGAUCUAGCUGCGUUGCGAAAGCUCCGCAAGAACUCGAAAGAGCGUAAAGAUAUGCUGGAGAUCUUACGAAUCCGGGGAAAUAACCUGCACAAUCAAGAGGUUUUGAAGACGGGCUGCGGAGAACUGAAAGUGGAAAAGAAAUGCUCAAAAAACUUUGACCCUGUGAAAAUGUUUGCAUCCUGUUUAUUUUGUGAAAAACUGUACAGUCGUAGGGAGAUGUGCCGACACAUGCAAAAGUGUCCUGCAAAGAUGCUCUACGGACAUCAAUCAGUGAAUAUUAAACGCUUAAACUUUACGGAGGAGUCAGCAGACAUCCUAAAGCUCUCACCAGGAGUGAGCAAGAUGCUGAGCACACUGAAGAAAGAUGAGCUUCUAGCCGAGGUCUUGAAUGAUUCCUUAUUAAUGCAGCUGGCAGAGUUUUGGUACCCAAGGAUAGAAAGCCACGCAAGCCGAUUGGAGCACCUCAAGAACAAGCUGAAGCAGAUGGGCCGUCUCCUUCUGCUCUUAAAGGAGAAGUCGAUAUGUAGCUUCGAAGACGCUGUGAAAUCCGAAAACUUCAGCAAACUUGUCGAGGCCGUGAGAGCGAUCACGGGCUACAGCGAGGAGACAAAGUCCUACAAGAGGCCGAGCCUCCUGAAGCGUUUGGAGAAUUCGCUCAAGAAAAUUGGCAAAAUCAACCUUGCCAUAGCUUGGAAACGGAACUCUAGCGCCGAGGCAAUCCACGACGCCGAGGCGUUCACAAUGCUGUGCAAGAAAGAAUGGAACUAUAUCCAUCGGGCAAUCGCAAAAGACAAAACGGCCACUUUACCGCUCAUCCGCGACGCGCAGCUUUACUGUCGGUAUAUGGAGAAUACGGCGGCCUCUGCAGUGCAGAGCCUGACGCUGUACGAGAGCUCCCCCGUCUACACUGCGCUCCUCAGGGUGACUGCUGCGCAAGUGUCCGUCUUAAAUAAAAACAUCGCCCAGGUUUCACAAGCAACGCUCCAGUCGUUCAAGGACUGGGUCGCGGGGGGGCGGGACGAGGCAGAGGCCAGCGCGGCUGCUGUCGUCGUCCAGUCCCAGUUUGAGCAAGUCCUGUCCAAGACCACUAUGAGGAUCAAAGUGAGGAACGGCCAAGGUCAAAAGGUUUCCGUUACGUUGACCCCUAAACUCCUUGCUGCCAUAAUGCUGCUUGUGGAUAAGAGAGAAGCAUGCGGCGUGCAUGAAAACAACCCCUUCUUAUUUGGGGUCCCGAAUGCCCCCCCCGCCAGCUUCUCCCACGGCCAGCAGUGCAACCUCACUUUCGCAGUUCGUUGUGGGGCGAAGAACCGGGCCGUCCUGCGGUCGCCGUUAUUCCACAAGCACGUGGCAAGAGUAUUCCAGAUACUCGGCCUGGCGAGUGACGAGCUCCAUCAGCUGGGCGGGCUGUUGGGGCGGGACGUCCCGACCGACAGCGAGUAUUAUCAAACGCCCGAGGCAGCUGGUGACAUCGCAAAACUUUUGGAGCUGCUGUCGGCGCUGGAAAACGGAUCUCUCAAAAGAUUCGAGGGGAAAUCUCUCGAGGAAAUUGAGGUUCCCGAUGAAUUUGAGCCAGAUGUUGAGCAGCACAACCCUGAAAACAGUGACGCUGAGGAGGAUGGUGAGGAAUCAAAAAGUUCUUCUCUGAGCGGUUCUCCCUUGGCAAAAAGCUCUUCCUCAGGACCCAAAAGAAACUUCAGAAGGUCUUCAUUAAGGAAACGCGGCCCAGGCCGGAGAAAGAGGCAGGCAAGUGAGACCGACGCAUCCGAGCUCGACGAUGAGGAAAAUGAAGACCUGAACACGGACGACGGCCCAGAGGAGAGACCUCAGAGAAUGGUGACCCGGGGCAAAAAGAACGCUACGAAAAUUUCCUUCAGUAAUGAUGACGUCAGCAUGAAUGUGGACUCUGACAUGAAUGUGGACACUGACAUGAAUGUGGACACUGACAUGAAUGUGGACUCUGACAUGAAUGUGGACUCUGACAUGAAUGUGGACACUGACAUGGACACGGAUGAGGAGGUUGUCAGGGACCGGGAACAUGGGGACAAUGGCGAAACAAGCGGCUCACCAGCAACGCCUUUAAAACCUGAUGUGACAGAGCAGGACAACGACACUGGUGAUUCUAACGUGGAGGAGGACGACGACUCACCCAACAAACCCCCCACUGGUCCAGACCUAGAAGAGACCAUGGACAUCAACACAGCCAACAAUGUGGAGAAGGAAGAUCAAAAGAAAGGAGGAAAGAGGAUCAAAUUAUCAGCUGCAGUGACCAGAAUGAAACAAUUGAAGAUUUUAAUCCCGAAACUGGACAUUGUAAAGUUGGAGACUCCAGUCCAAAUUUACCAGUUGCCGGUGAAACAACAGUCCAUCGGAUACAACAGAACUCUGUGCGAAACAUCCUCAAUAGCCACACACGUCCAAGUCAAGCCUCACGAUGCAAAGGCGACUAAGAUGAGCUGCUCCCACUGCAAGAAGACCUUGAUGAAGGGUCACAUGGCUUACCAGAAGAAGGGAUUCACGGAUGUUUUCUGCUCCAAAAAAUGCCUUUUUAAAAUGUUUCCCAUCAACAAGCCAGUCACCAAGAUGUGCCAUCAGUGUCUCAAAGCGAUAUCGCAGCCUCUGGACCUCAUCUUGGCUGCAGUGGACAAUGUGGGGACCAUGAAGGACUUCUGCAGUCCGACCUGUCUGCUGUUCUUUAAGUCUGUCUCCGUUUCCGGCGAAAAGCCACGACGCUUCUGCAGCAUGUGCAACAAAGUCUGCACUAGCACGUGCCAGGUGACUCUGAACGAGGCGUCCCACUCCUUUUGCAGCGACUCUUGCUUUGGGGAUUUCUGCAAGGGAAACAUUGCCGCCUGUGAACACUGCGGCACCACCUUCUGCCACAAACCGCUGAAACUAAAGCUGGAGGACAAGGCCAAAACCGUCUGCAGUCAGAAAUGUCUGGACCAGUUAAAAGAGAAUAUCAAGACGCCCCACCAGUGCACCAUGUGCAAAACAUCACUGGCCGUUUCAGACAUGUUGGAUUUCAAAAGCAGCGGGAACGUGGUGGAGCUCUUCUGCACCCAGACAUGUGUGAUGUCAUACAGGCUGCAGCCCGAAGGUAUCCAGGACUUUCAAGCAGGGAGUGACCACCUAGAUCUGCCAGAGAAGAAAAAAGCCACACCGACGAUUCAAACAAUCGCUGUUGAGAAGAUAAAGAGGGAGAGCACAGCCCCGGCUGCACCCGCUGAGUGGGAUGCCGAGCCGAUGCCCAUCUUAGCCGCCUGCUGCAACUGUGGGAAGAAAGUGCCGAGAGGAGAGACCCUUCACCAGACGAAGAGCACACUGGAGGUCUUCUGCUCUGCCAAGUGCCUCUCAGAGAAGCAUCCCAACACCACGUCGGUCACCACAACCUGCUACAACUGCUUCCAGGAGAUCAUACGGCCGCAAAGCAUGAUCCUGGCUCCGGUGGAUGGUUCGGGCACUAUGAAGGAACUGUGCAGCCCCACCUGCCUCGCUUCUGUCAACUCCAGGAGGAACGCCGCUGCCUCCAAACGUCCUCCUCUGGCGCCGGGAUUCCGUUCCGAGUGCCGGAUGUGCAACAAAUUUUGCUUUUGCAAAUUCAAACACACCCUUGACGGACUACCCCUGAAGAUCUGCAGUGAUGCUUGCUACGUCUACUACCACCGGAUCAACAACGUGCCGCUGUCCACCUGUGACGUCUGCCGCUCCCUCGGCCGGGCCGCCUUCACACUGAAGCCGGAGGACGGCAGCAAAGCCAUCUGCAGCCAAGAAUGUCUGGUCAAGUUCAAGGAGAAAAUUGAAUUGCUUCGUCUGUGCCCCAUGUGCCAGAAGCCACAUCAGCUGUCGGACAUGGUUGAGAAUAAAAACAAUGAGGGCAUGUUGGACUUCUUCUGUAGCAACAGAUGCAUGCUGGUACACAACGCUCAGUCUUCCACUGUUCCAGAAAGUAGCGACCCAUCACCUGAAGGGAAUGACAUUAAAGAAGUGAAGCCCUCACUAACGGAUUUGGAUUUUAUAAAAGAAGAGCCCAUUGACGAGGAGUACAACCCGAAUCUCCCAUACUCGAUCUGCACAGAAGACAUCAAAGACGAGAGGAAGGCAGGGGAUGAUGUGACAAAGGAACAGCACUUGAACAAGAUGUACAGCACCAUGGACCACUUGUCCAUCUGUGAGAACUGCUACUCCGGCUGCAGCGCGCCUCUCAUCCUCAAGAUGGACGACAGCAGCAAAAAGCUCUGCGAUGCACAGUGUCUGGCCCAAUUCAGACAGAAAACAAAAACACUGCAGCAGUGUGCCAUGUGCCGCGCCUCCCAUUUGAUGAUGGAUAUGAUUGAGAACAAAGACAGCGAGGGCGCCACGGAGCUCUUCUGCACCAGCUGUGUGAUGGUAUCCAAGAUCCAGGCUGUCAAUGCGUCAGGUGCUCCUUUUGAUUGUGACCAAUGUGGUAAAACAACAUUACCAGCCUGCCACCUCGCCAUGCCAGAUGCCUCCAUCAGAAACUUUUGCACUCUAACCUGUGCCAUGUCUUUUAAGGAGAACCAGCGAGACAAGAAUGCAUCCAACAACUCAACAGGAUCCGCUGACCGAACCCAAUGUGACUUCCUCAAACCGCCUGAGGAGCUGCCCUGCAGCCAGUGUCAGCGCGUUAUCACAACUACACCCAAAGUCAUCCAGAAAAAGGGCAAAAUUAACUUUGUGUGUAGCCUGACCUGUUCAGAAAAGUUUAAAACAGCCAACAACAUCAUCGGCCAGUGUGAAUUUUGCAAGAAUGAAACAAUCAUCAGAGACAUCAAGAAGGUUGAAGGCAAAGCCUGCUACUUCUGCAGUGAGGGCUGCCAAACGCUGUUUCAACACCAGCUGGAAAGCCAGUGGGGGAAGCACUGCGGCUCGUGUGCUUACUGCUUCUCCGUCUCUAGGAGGCGGCUGACGGCACAGCACCAAGGCACAGACGAGGACUUCUGCUCCGAAGACUGCAUUACAAAUCACAAUAUGCUCCUCUCCUGUGCUGCACCGUGUGACACCUGUGGGCGCAGUGGUGAACUGAGGCAGAGUCUUCCCCUGCUGGGAGAGAUCAAACACUUCUGUGACCUGAGAUGUCUCCUCCAUUUCUGCAAUAAAACGGUCCAGAUGGUUAACACCAUUUUUUCUCCUGGAUCUUCAGGGACAGUUGAGUUCCAACCCGUCAUCACUGACGUCAUCUCGCUUGCCAGCGCCACACAGCACGUCCCUGUCCCUGGGGUUCACACAAAGGGCAUUGGACAUGCCGCUGUUCAGACCGUCCCCCGGGAGCUGAAGAACAAAUCUGUGCUCUGCACACCGUUGGUCCACAACAAAGGAGUCUCCUGUACCACACGGACCGUCGACACAGAGUCACAGACGGACAACUGUGUUCCUAAAGUCGUAGUCCUGCCGGUCCCAGUUCCGGUGUACGUUCCUCUGCCUAUGAACAUGAACAGCCAGUACACACCGAAGCCCCUGUGUCUGCCCCUACUGCUGCCCGUGCCCGUGUUUCUUCCCGACCCAACGGCGAGAUCAGCGAAGGAGGAGAUGCAGCCGGAGGGAGAGCUCAACUUCGAGGCUGAGAUGACAGAAGUGCAAGACGAGAGGAACGAGAGAGAGGAUCGCGUGGGGACAAGAAAGAGACGAAGACAAGAGAUCCAUGAUCCAUGAUCCAUCAGCUCUGAGUUGAUGAGGCAGCGCACCAAAUUGUUCUACCUGCAGCCGGAGCAAAGUUGUGUUCCCAGGAGGCCCCGUGGUUCUCCUCCACCUCUCUGGACGACAAGAUCAAGGCUGUCAGAGAGCCU
Pungitius pungitius (ninespine stickleback) is the source of this 6861-nucleotide messenger RNA. RefSeq lists its product as uncharacterized. Bases 113 to 6727 code for a protein of 2204 amino acids. The transcript is spliced from 36 exons. Lineage: Eukaryota; Metazoa; Chordata; Actinopteri; Perciformes; Gasterosteidae. Gene Ontology annotation, molecular function: protein binding. The record is from RefSeq and is a predicted model, not a curated record.